This is a messenger RNA of Protopolystoma xenopodis, 324 nucleotides long. The record is from the annotation of a GenBank genome assembly. NCBI's taxonomy places the organism in Eukaryota, Metazoa, Platyhelminthes, Monogenea, Polystomatidea, Polystomatidae.
AUGGAUUCGGAUUACAGAAUAAGACUUGUGUAUUAUGAAACAUCAAUCACGCCUCAGGGGACACAAGUCAAACAGAAAAUUUACGAUGCUGCAACCGGUGCCUCGAGCUUUUCUAUAGUAUGGAUAAGCCGGGCCUCUGCAGAACAGAGGGCUGGACGCGCUGGCCGUAUUGGACCAGGUGAAUGUCAUCGUUUAUACAGUUCACGUGUCUUCAUGGAUUUCGAAGAGCAGAAACCACCUGAAAUUCUAACACGUCCCAUCGAUGAAGUUGUGCUUUUACUUAAGGUUAGCAUAGCUGGAGUAUUAUCAAAAAGUAUAAAGUAG